AUGGCUCCACCAUCAAUUUACGGAGAACCAAAAAUCCGCUCUGAAAAUGGAUCAGUUUUCCUUGAAGUUAUCGUAACUGGUGCUGAUCCAGCUAAGAUUCAAUGGUUCUUUGGAGCUGAUGAACUUGAAGAGAAUGAGUUUUUGAAAUUCUCUCAUAGCGAUGAAGGAGGCAACCGUACCAAAUUUGUAGCUGAAAUUAAGGUUGGUCAGAAAAUUGUGAAUUGAAAUGGGUUCCAAAAUCAGCAACCUAUUUUUCUUUUCUUUUUUAAAAUAUUCCAAACCUUCGCAUUUUGUAAUUGUUUUGUAAAAAAAAUCCAAUUUCAAAAUCAAGAGCCACAUCGAAAAGUCCAAAACACAUUUUCCGCGAUAAAAUUGGCACCAAUAAAUCACAUUAAAUGAGCUUCUUUCAGGACUUUGACAAACCGUUGGCUGGAGAGUACAAAGCUGUUUUCGCCUCGGCUGAUGGACAAAAUCACUCGACUUUUAAUGUGACUGCAGGAAGUUUGUCUAACUCGGAGAAAUGGUGAUAGAGAAGGAAUAAUUAUUUUUUGCAGAUGCCCCAGACUUCCACGAUAAACCACAUAUUGUUCAAAGAGAUAAUGGGAACGUUAUUGUUAUCAAAGUUCGCGCCAAGAGUCAUCUUGAAAUGAAAGCCGAAUGGUUCAAGGUAACUGAAUCUCUCGAUUAAUUCUGAAAUACAUUUCAAAAAUUCAGGACGAGAAGCCGGUAAAGUUCACUGACCGUGUGAAAGCUGUUGUUAAGAAAGAUGAUAAGGAUAAGGAUGGUUAUCAAUUUUUGCUCGAAAUCACCGGACCACAAAAAGACGACGAGGCAAAAUACAAAUGUGUUGUCAAGAAUUCCGAAGGUCAAAACCAACAAUCCCUCAACUUGGUCUUCGAUUAA
Caenorhabditis angaria is the source of this 903-nucleotide messenger RNA. The record is from the annotation of a GenBank genome assembly. NCBI's taxonomy places the organism in Eukaryota, Metazoa, Nematoda, Chromadorea, Rhabditida, Rhabditidae.